UAUACCUACUUAUCACGACCGUAGCCCGUGUCUCGUUUUGACAACCAUCUGUCUCUAGAAGACGUUCCUCGAUUCUUCUAGAAAGGUGCGAAUAAACUCUUGGAAAUGUCUGAAAAACGAAUGUCUAGCAGUAAAAAACACAGCCUGAAGGGCUUGAUGCUCCAGGUUGCAAAAGAGUUACUGGAUGCAGAGGAGAUUGAGAAGAAAGAGGAGAGGAAGCGAUACAUGGAAGAACAUUGCCCUACGUUGUCAAACCCAAGCUCCAAACAAGAACUACAGGAGCUCUGCAAAGAGUUACAUGCAAAAAUCGAAGCUGUUGAUGAGGAGAGAUAUAUUUUAGAGCACAAAGCCAUCAUGGUUGUCAAUGAGGUUAAAGACUUAAACAUCAAGAUCGUCGACCUGAAGGGUAAGUUCAAGAAGCCUCCUUUGAAGAAAGUGCGCAUGUCUGCUGACGCUAUGCUUCAAGCUCUGUUGGGAUCCAAGCACAAGGUCUCCAUGGACCUGAGAGCCAACCUCAAACAAGUCAAGAAGGAGGUCAAAGAGGAGGUGCGUACAACAGAUGACCACAUUUUUACAUGA
Molecule: messenger RNA, 579 nt
Organism: Sinocyclocheilus rhinocerous
Lineage: Eukaryota; Metazoa; Chordata; Actinopteri; Cypriniformes; Cyprinidae
Product: troponin I, fast skeletal muscle-like
Exons: 6
Coding region: 106-579 (157 amino acids)
Biological process (GO): skeletal muscle contraction; cardiac muscle contraction
Cellular component (GO): troponin complex
Source: RefSeq, a predicted model, not a curated record